AUGGGCCUGUUAAUCCGAAAGGUUACGAUUUGGGGGGAAGAUCCAUCAAAGGAAAGAUUCGCUGUGUACGAUCUUGGGAAGACCGGCCUACGGUGCUUAGAUGACGAAGCAGAAAGGUCGGUCUUUGAUCCCUCUUGUGGCCACAACCUGGCUUUCCCUAGUCUGCAUCUAGUGAGGCAGAAGGAAUGGCUAUAUGAUGGAGGGAAAGACCUAUCCGCUGCGAGGCAUGCUAGCGCCUUAUCAGUCUUCGGAUCAGGAGACGUUCUAGAGAAGAAAUUUUCUUCUAGAUCGUUUGACACCAGGGAGGAAAGGAAAAAAGCAACGGGCACAGAGUUUGAUUACAUGACCCGGCCAUUCAUUCUCUUGGUUGUUGUACCAUGGGACUCUGUCUCAUGCACCAGUCUUUGUUUGAUUACUCUUCACCAAGCCCGUGUGGAUAUCCCCCGUGAUCAUCCUUCUCCUCCCUCCUUAGUAGAUAGAGACUGCACUUCUGCGCGCCGUCUCUGCCUUUCCCAUCCGUUUGACAGUGGCACCGUGGGAGCAAGGGAGGAGGAAAGGGGUCAUAUCUGCCAUGUCGGUGCCCUUACCACCACACCGCUUAUUUCACAGCUGUGGGCAAUUGGGCGUCCUUGCAGUCAGAAUGGAAAAGUACCACGGACUGAUUUGCAUGAUAUAAUCAUACGGGGUAAUCGGCAGUCUCAUGCAGCGACACUCUUCGUUCUGUUCGACUUGCUUCUAUCUUUUCCCCCUUCCUCCGGGGGAGGCGUUUGCAAAACCAGGGCUCCGGGACUUGGAUCAGACCGCCGUCGUUCCAAGGAUCUGGCUCAGCUCCCCAUCCUUGUCCGUGCGGGCACCGUGGCUACGAUAGUUGAACACAACCUCAUUAUGAUUUCUAUUCUUAUCCGGCGGUGUCUUCAGGAACAAGGGAUCGACGGGAAUUCGGGCUGA
Molecule: messenger RNA, 948 nt
Organism: Aspergillus niger
Lineage: Eukaryota; Fungi; Ascomycota; Eurotiomycetes; Eurotiales; Aspergillaceae
Exons: 7
Coding region: 1-948 (315 amino acids)
Source: RefSeq, a predicted model, not a curated record